Staurois parvus is the source of this 307-nucleotide messenger RNA. NCBI's taxonomy places the organism in Eukaryota, Metazoa, Chordata, Amphibia, Anura, Ranidae. The record is from the annotation of a GenBank genome assembly.
CCCAGGACCGCACAUUCACUAUAUGUGGUCUCCCACACUCUGUGAUUCACUAUAUCUGGUCUCCCACAGACCCUGCAUUCACUAUAUCUGGUCUCCCACAGACCCUGCAUUCACUAUAUCUGAUCUCCCACAGACCCUUCAUUCACCUUAUCCGGUCUCCCACAAAACAUAGAAAUGCAAUUAUUUUAGUAAAUAUAAACUGCUAAAUACCUUUUCUUAUCAGCAGUAUAUAGCAGUCUUGUGACUUCUAUCAGUGUGUGGCUGAGCACUGGUUAAAUCUUGUAGGAGGAGUUUUCAUUCUGCUCUA